CGAAGCUUCACGCGCACAGUCUCGUGUCUGUGCUUCUCUGUAGCACUCAUAGGCUGGUAGCGUAACAAGCUACGCAUUCCUGGAGAAAGAUAAAGAGUGUGUGUAUGUGUGUUAGAGAGAGAGAGGGAGAGUGAGCGCGCACAGAGAUGUCUUGAGAUGUCUGAUGGAUUACUGGGUGGACCUGGUUGUCCGUUACGCAGUAGGAGUUUGAUUUUUGGACUUUGUUCAUGAUGGAUCGGACAAACUGACGUGAAAAUUGACAACUCGCUUGCAAAAGCGGAAAGGUUUUCACCAGCCCAGGUAACCCGGGGGAGAAGAUGGACGCUGAGAGUCUUGUUCAACACGUUGAAAGAGACGCGGGGGCCACUUUGUGGCCACUCUCAGAGACCACCGACUGGCCUGAGGACGGAAACGAGACGUUUGGGAAUCAGUUCCAGCAGCCGGACUGGCAGGUGGCUCUGUGGGCUAUAGCGUACUCCCUCAUCAUCCUGGUUUCCAUCACUGGGAAUGUCACAGUGAUCUGGAUUAUUCUAGCUCACAGACGCAUGAGGACCGUCACCAACUACUUCAUCGUCAACCUGGCCUUUUCAGAUGUUUCCAUGGCAACCUUCAACACUCUUUUUAACUUUGUCUAUGCGCUUCACAAUGACUGGUACUUUGGUCUGGGCUACUGCAGGUUUCAGAACUUCUUCCCCAUCACGGCCAUGUUUUCAUCUAUAUACUCGAUGGCUGCCAUCGCAGUGGACAGGUACAUGGCGAUCAUCCACCCUCUUAAGCCCCGCCUGUCCUCCACCUCCACAAAGGUUGUGAUCGCAGUGAUUUGGAUUGUGGCAAUCUUACUGGCUUUCCCACAGUGCUACUACAGCGUGACUAGAUAUUACUACCCCAGAACCGUGUGCAUGGUGGACUGGCCUGACGAUUAUGGAGGAACACAUCAACUAAGUUACCAGUAUGCGGUGAUUUUGCUGAUCUACUUGCUCCCUCUGUUGGUGAUGCUUGUGACCUACAGUUUAGUCGGCCGCUCGUUGUGGGGCGGACACAUUCCUGGAGAGGCGACAGACCAUUACCACAGCCAGAUAACAGCCAAGAGAAAAGUGGUGAAGAUGAUGAUUGUUGUGGUGGUGACGUUUGCACUGUGCUGGUUGCCCUAUCACAUCUACUUCAUACUGGGGUCAUUUAACAAGGACAUUUAUAAACAGCAUUACAUUCAACAGGUGUAUCUGACCAUAUUCUGGUUGGCGAUGAGUUCAACAAUGUACAAUCCCAUCAUCUACUGCUGUCUAAACCAAAGGUUUCGUGCUGGUUUCCGUCACGCGUUUUCUUGGUGUCCCUUCAUCCAAGUGUCAGAGGAGGACAAGAUGGAACUGCAGCACACACACACCUUCAGAGUCACCAUGACACGCAGCCACCGCAAUGACAACACAUACACACACGCCUCCGUCAAAGCAAACAACACCUUUGACACAAACACUGACAAGGGGAGAGAUGUUUGCAUUCAGCUUCAAAAACAAACAUCACUGGGAAGAAACAGCACACAUGACACACACGCUGUGAGGAGGCCAGACCAUUCAUGAUCUGCAUCCAACAAACUCAUGGAGAACAACCACUGACUGUUGAUUGGAAGGAAGAUUGGUUUCCAUAAAGCUGCAACAGAGUUAAUUAUAAAAAGACUGACACAGAAGAAGGAACAUUUGUAAAGCACACCAAGGUUAAACCAAGGAAAAGUGUAGAGAUAAAAGUUGUUCAUGGGACUUGACAUUGAAUUAUUUACUUUUUUUUUGUUAAGGAGGAAGAUGAAUGAAUGUGACUUUCGAUCUCAUGGAUGUUAGCUGUUCUUGCCAAAGUGAUCAAAUGUUUAUGUGUAAGUAUAGCUAUAAACAUACUAUACAACAAAAGAUGCUUUUUCAUGCAUUGUUAGAAAGUGUUGUAAAAAUCUGAAGAAAAAUAUGCCCAUCAUUCCUUUUCUCUUCCCUCCAUUCUUUACAUAUUUUCUUCAGUGUUACCUGUUUUGUUUGUUUUUUGCAAAAAGCUGUGAACUGUGAAUAUGUUUGUGUACCUUAAGAUGUUUUUAUUCAGUGUUUUCUGGUUUUCUAGAGCACAGAACAGUCGACUGGCAUCAGCACCAAGCCUUAACGUUGUUGUUUUUCUGGGUUUCUUUUUACUGCCUGGGAUAGUGGACUGAAAGAGAUUUAUUCACUUUCUUCCUCUCUACCAAUCAUUGUGAUUCAAAGGUAACAUUGUUGAUUUUAAAAUGUAUAUUGUUCCUUGUGAAGUGCUUGUUUGAGAUGCUUGAAUUUAACUGUUUGACACAUUAGUGUGACAGCUUCUCAGAUAUUUUCUCCUGUACUUAUAACUGCAGAGAUGUUGCAUUAAUCAGGGUUUGAUAGUAAGGUUACAAUUUCUCUUACAGAAAAGAAAUUAAUGAAUUCCACCAUUUAUUGUUUCACAUGUUCAACAUGUGGAAAACUUUUGAAUUUCAUGUUCAUUUUUCAGGGUAUAGGAGCUAACAACAUCCUGGUGCUUAUUAUAAAUACACGUAUAUGAAACGCUGAAAACUUAAACUAAAUAUGUGUGGACUUGCUGGAGUUAGGUUAUUGGCAUUUUUCCAUUCAUUUAUUCACAUUGAUACCAUGUUGAAGUGUACCAGUAUCACCACUUUCAUUAGCAGUGAGAAAGUCAUCUCCUGUUUCUUAUAUCGACAUCAUCAUCGAUAUUGACCAUUGUAUAUUUUAAAUCAAAAAACUAUCUUAAAUGAGUCUUAUUUCUCAGCACUUUCUGGAUGUUUCUGUAGGUAUAGCACUAUUCCUUGAACAUGGUGUACAGUUAUACAGUGUAUAAUAGUUCUAAGAAAAUGCUGUGUAAUGUGAAAUGUACCAUCAACUGAGUAUACGCAAUGUAAAAAACUGGAUUUGUGUAAUGUUCUCGACAGUUGGCUCGUGAUAUUAAUGAAACAUUUUUACUUUAACAGAUACGCACAGUGACAUUUUGAGACAGCUUAUCAUUGUUGACAUGUUCUUAAAUGUGACAGUAUGUGUAUGUGUGUAAUGCUCUGAGAGUUUUUCACUAAGUGUUAAAUAAAGUAAAAACAACCUCUGAA
Messenger RNA from Labrus bergylta (ballan wrasse), 3097 nucleotides. RefSeq names its product tachykinin receptor 2 (gene tacr2). Gene Ontology annotation, biological process: positive regulation of flagellated sperm motility; G protein-coupled receptor signaling pathway. Lineage: Eukaryota; Metazoa; Chordata; Actinopteri; Labriformes; Labridae. The record is from RefSeq and is a predicted model, not a curated record. Gene Ontology annotation, cellular component: plasma membrane; sperm midpiece. Gene Ontology annotation, molecular function: substance K receptor activity.